CAUGGGCUUCCGCUUGCCAAUCAUUGCUCAGGCCAAGCAAGCAAAUCGGCGGUCUCUCUCCAUAGUGCCCAAAGGCCAUGUUGCAGUCUAUGUAGGAGAAUCAGAAAGGAAACGCUAUGUGGUCCCCGUUUCAUAUUUGAACCAUCCUCUUUUUCAAGAUUUGCUAGGCAAGGCAGAAGAAGAAUUCGGGUUUGAUCAUCCAAUGGGUGGUCUCACCAUCCCUUGUAGAGAGGAAGAAUUCAUCCAUAUGACAUGUAGCUUGAAUUGCUCAUGAGAAGCUUAGGAUAUGAAAGAGACUUCUAACAUCCCUUACACAAUUGCAGAGUCUUGAUUUUCUAUCAUAUGAAAUUUUCAA
Messenger RNA from Impatiens glandulifera, 355 nucleotides. RefSeq names its product auxin-induced protein X15-like. Bases 2 to 274 code for a protein of 90 amino acids. Lineage: Eukaryota; Viridiplantae; Streptophyta; Magnoliopsida; Ericales; Balsaminaceae. The record is from RefSeq and is a predicted model, not a curated record. Gene Ontology annotation, biological process: response to auxin. The transcript has a single exon.